AUGCGUUACCCAUAUUCAUUCCUCGCCUUCUCCCUCCUCACCACCACAACCAGAGCUCUUCAAAUCCCUUCACUCCUCUCACCACCCGAACCCUUUUACGCACCAAUCUCCCUCGACCUCAAUAUCUCUUCAGAAUCGUCUUUAAUAUCAAAUGAAACCACCUUCCCCGAUACCUCCCCCGCCUCCUCAAAACCCAAAGUCGAACUAGUCAAACGCGCAGGAAACUGUCCUUCAAACUUUAACUCAUGUUCUACUUUCAAUGCCGCAGAUGGAGGUGCAUGUUGUCCCACAUCAGCAACUUGUUCGACCGAUGCUUCCCAUAACAUAGCAUGCUGUGCCAUCGGCGCAUCAUGUACCGGCACUGUCACAAUCUCUCCCACAACCGGAACUCCCGCAUCUGUUUCUGCGACUGUAACCGGAGCAUACGUUUCAAACGCCUAUUUCCCAUUCCCGAUCUUGCCUACCAGUUAUGCCAACUCUGCAGCAUGUGCUAGCGCUACGAAUUCUUGUGCUAAGAAUUAUGCGCUUUGUACUGUUGAUCUUGAGGGUGGAAUGGGCGGUGCUGUUACGGUAUCGGCUCCAAAUGGUGGUGUCACUGUGGCACCUAGUACUCCCAGUGGAGGAUAUUUGGGAUCAGUUAGUGCGGCGAGUGUUUGUCAGAGUUUGAGUAGCGUUGCAUGUGCUGCCGUGGAAAGUGCGGGAUGUGGACAAUUUGGAACGAAGGCGGCGACUACAACUGAUAGUUUUGUUAUUGGGACGAAUGGAGUUGGGGCUAUGAUUCCGAGACCGACCAUGAUGAAUUGUUUGCCAUAUGCGGCUGCUGCAGCUGGAGUUAUGGGGUUUGUUAUUUAA
This is a messenger RNA of Sclerotinia borealis F-4128, 852 nucleotides long. NCBI's taxonomy places the organism in Eukaryota, Fungi, Ascomycota, Leotiomycetes, Helotiales, Sclerotiniaceae. The record is from the annotation of a GenBank genome assembly.